AUGGAUUCUUUGCUGGCCAAUUACGCCUCCUCAGACGACGACGACAACCAACCUUCGCCGCGGGUGCCGUCGGAAAAACCAGUGAGAUCGGAUUCCAUAGCCGGAGAAGAGAGAGGUGAAGAAAGUUCUCCAAAAUCCACCGCAACACGCGGUGGGAUCUUCAACUCUCUCCCGCCGCCCAAAUCUUCCCUCUUCAAUUCACUCCUCCCGCCCAAAUCGAAGCCCUUCACUAACCCUAAGCCCCAAAUCGAAUCGGAGCAUCAGAGAGAAGUUAACGGCCGCGAGGAGCAAAAUGCGGGCAGUUCGAAUCCCAAACCUUCAUCCGCUUCUCUGUUCUCUUCGUUACCUCGGCCCAAAUCGUCUUCAUCGUCGUCAUCGUCUUCUACUGCGAAAAGGGUUGUUCAGUUUAGGCCUCCCACAAUUGUGAACCCGAAAAAAGAUGAAGAUGACGAUUCUGAUGAGGAUGAACAGGAAAGACAGAGGAAGAAAGCGAAAGAGACGAUAUCGACAGCUUCUGCAACCUCAUUCUUGUCUAGUAUUCCAGCACCCAAGCACUCGGCUACUCUGGGCAGCUUGCCUUCGGCAUUGGGUAGGAGAUCAAUGCUGGAAACAGAUACUCGAGCCUCCAUUGCAACUACUGGAAGUGAUUCAGUAGUUGGUCCCGUUAAGCCUAGUGAGGUGAGUCAUGGCUAUUCUGGUUUGAAUUCUGAGAGUGGAUAUUACGGUGAGAAUGCUGCGGAUGGUAAUUUUGAUUUGGCCCCUGAAAGCGGGAUUAGCAUGGGAAGUGAUGCUGGUAUGAAUGACAUUAAUGCGGUUAACGACUAUUCUACUAGUUCAGGUGGUGAAAGCUCUGCAUAUCAUGGUUAUUAUGGGAUUGGCCCAUCAGAAAAUGAAGGGUCCUAUGGAGUUUCUGAUUACCCGUACGGAAAUGGGGAUUACACGGCUUAUGCUGGUGGUUAUGGGGAUUAUGGUAAUAAUGCACAGUAUGAAAAUAACUGGAACAACAUGACAAGUUUGCCUGAGCCUGAGGUGUCAGGAGCUGUUGAACCUUCUUUUCCGGUUCCUGGCAAGAGGGGCCGGAAAGAUGUUCCACCUCAGAUAAUCGAGGUUAAGCAGGAUGAGUUGAUAAAAAACCGACCAAGGGAGGAUCAAGUCAAAAUGACUGGGGUUGCGUUCGGCCCUGCAUAUCAGCCGGCUUCAACCAAGGGUAAGCCCACCAAGUUGCAUAAAAGAAAGCAUCAAAUCGACUCUUUGUAUUUCGAUAUGAGACAGAAAGAGAUGGAGCUUGCCGAGAGACGUGCCAAAGGUUUUCUUACCAAAGCUCAAACGCAAGCCAAAUAUGGAUGGUGA
Messenger RNA from Striga hermonthica, 1350 nucleotides. NCBI's taxonomy places the organism in Eukaryota, Viridiplantae, Streptophyta, Magnoliopsida, Lamiales, Orobanchaceae. The record is from the annotation of a GenBank genome assembly.